AACACCUUGUGCAAAAAUGUAACUAAAUAGAACAGACCAUCGAUUCGGAGUAGAGUCAGUAAAUCGAACGCUUCUACUCGCUUAAAUUAUUAUACUAAUAUAAAAUCCAUCAUAACUUACUAUAAUACAGAAGAAAUUUACAUUCUUUUAUUAUAUUUUAUGAUUUGAAUAGGUUAGAAAUAAAAUAGAAAAUAACGAAGACAAAGCUAAUCGACGAUGACAAGAUGGGAAAAUAACUAGGCAACUUUAUGAAGUAUGUAUGGAUGCAUGUAACAUACAUAUGCAUACAUAUGUAUACAUACAAAUGUUCAACGUGUACAAAAAUUCCAGGACAGAAAAAAUGUAGUUAAUCAAGAAAUACCUAUAAGUUAUCUUAAGGAAGUUAAGAAGACUUGUCAACAUGAAUAAGACUUCGCAAAGAACUGGACAAACAUUGAAGUAUGUGAGUUUGGUUACUCUCACGCUUCAAAAUGCUACAGUUGGCCUCAGCAUGCGAUAUUCACGUACUAGAGCAGGAGAUAUGUUCCUUUCUUCUACUGCUGUUGUGAUGGCUGAAGUAGUCAAAUUGCUCACUUGCCUUGUAUUAGUAUAUGUCGAAGAGGGAAACUUUGAGAAAUUUUACAAAGCACUACAUUUGACAAUCGUGAAGCAACCUUUUGACACCUUGAAAGUUUGCGUGCCAUCCCUUCUAUACAUUAUUCAAAAUAAUUUACUUUAUGUCUCCGCAUCCAAUUUGGAUGCAGCUACACAUCAGGUUACGUAUCAGUUGAAAAUUUUGACGACGGCGUUCUUCGCAGUGACGAUACUACGUAGAUCUCUAUACUCUACCCAGUGGGGUGCUCUCGUGCUUUUGGUCAUCGGAGUAGUCUUGGUACAAUUAGCGCAGACUGUAAAGGCGCCAUUACCUUCGGGUAUCGAACAGAAUCAUUGGCUAGGCUUUUCUGCUGCCUUGAGUGCAUGUUUUCUAUCUGGCUUUGCAGGAAUUUACUUCGAAAAGAUACUCAAGGGUUCCGACAUUUCGGUGUGGAUGCGAAAUGUGCAAUUGAGCGUAUUAUCUAUACCAUUUGGCUUGGGGACAUGUUUCUUACAAGACGGCAAUGUCAUACGCAGACAGGGCUUUUUCUUCGGUUACGAUUUAUUCAUUUGCUAUCUAGUGGUCCUCCAAGCAGGUGGUGGAUUGAUUGUGGCUAUGGUAGUUAAAUACGCUGAUAACAUAUUGAAAGGAUUCGCCACGUCCCUGGCUAUCAUAAUUUCCUGCAUAGCUUCCGUUUAUCUUUUCGACUUUCAUCUAUCGUUUCAGUUCGCUUUGGGUGCAUUUCUUGUCAUCUGCUCAAUAUUUCUCUAUGGUCAUCAGCCAAAAAUUGUGUCCCUCGAUAAACACACAUCUGCUGAGAAAGUCUGAUAGUAACGAAAAUACGAAUGUAUUUUCAGUGAAGUAAUACUCGACAUCACGUUUUUCUCAAACCUCUUUAACUAAUGUUAAUUUGAUAAUAUGGAUUUUAUAACACUUAAUAAUCAAGAGUAGAAGCAAUUUAAAUGCAUUAACAAAAACAAUGCAUUAAAAUGAAAAUUAUAUUUAUAGAAAUUUAGAUAAUGCUAUUUUUGAAAACAUUGAUAAAAUCGACCAUAAGCUUUAUAUCGUAAAAAGUAAUGAGAGAAUUAUUGUACAUAUAAAAGAAUCACGAGUGCAAUCAUGUUUUUUAUAUCCACUUUUGAUUCUGAUUAACUUUGAUAAUCAAGACGAGAAAGUUAAGAAUGGCAAACGAAACAUAGAGGCCUGUAGAAACAUGUAGAUACAUUAAAACGAAAUUAUGCACUACGAUAGAUAGUUUUACCCAGGGUUGGGUAAAUUAAUAUUUUUUUUUAUCUAAUUUAAAUUACAUUUAAUGGUUUAUAAAAUUGAUUUAGUUACGUUGAAAGUUAUACGAAUAGAAAAUUAAUUCAAUUAAAAGUUAUGUUAAGAUUAAAUUAAAAAUUAAUUUUGAAGAGUAUUAUUUAUAUUAAAUUAGAAAGUCGUAAUUUUUUCAAGUUCAAAACAGUUAUGAUAUGAAUAAUCAAAUUUAAUAUUUUAUUUGUAAAUUAAUUUUAUAAAAUAUUUUUUAUGUGUGAAUUUUUUUUUAUAAUUAUUUUCUUUUUUACACAGAUAAGUUUUUUAAUUUAGGAAAAAAACUACUAAGUUAAAAUUUAUGUGUUUUAAAAAUAACUGAAGUUAAAAAUGAAAUCAUUUAAAAUUAAUUAAAUGAAGUUAAAAGUUAUUAACUUUUAACUUUCUAACUAGUUACUACUCAACCCUGGUUUUGUCUACUUGUUGUAGAUACGACACGAUGGCAUUUGUAUUUAUUUUUGUAUAGCUUCAAACAUUUCCAUAUGUUUGAUCAAAAUGUAUCGAUAGGUCAGUAAGUUAUUAUAUUCGCAUUAUGUACUUAAUUAAAUAAAUUUUAAUAAAUAUGGUUUUUACGAGAA
Solenopsis invicta (red fire ant) is the source of this 2463-nucleotide messenger RNA. RefSeq names its product UDP-galactose translocator (gene Ugalt). Gene Ontology annotation, cellular component: Golgi membrane. Lineage: Eukaryota; Metazoa; Arthropoda; Insecta; Hymenoptera; Formicidae. Gene Ontology annotation, molecular function: UDP-galactose transmembrane transporter activity. Gene Ontology annotation, biological process: pyrimidine nucleotide-sugar transmembrane transport. The record is from RefSeq and is a predicted model, not a curated record. Bases 401 to 1402 code for a protein of 333 amino acids. The transcript has 5 exons.